GUGCUCAGAUUAUUGGGUUCGUUCCAAGUAGCAGCGCACCACAGUUGAAGGGCGUGGUCACGUGACGUACCCUGAACCGCAGCCACGUCGCCAGGAGAAUCAGGAAGCUUUCCAUUCACUCCACUUCCUUGGUAGCUUCUUCUUGAACAACUGCAAGAAUGGUCCAGUUUGAGGAAGUAUCCCAGAAGUCUGCUGUCCACCCUAAACCUGUAGGGUUGGUCCUACAGUAUGGUACUGCUGGGUUCCGCACCAACUCUAAGCAGUUAGACCAUGUCAUGUUCCGAAUGGGUUUACUGGCCACACUCCGCUCCAAGAAGACUAAGGCCACCAUCGGAGUCAUGGUCACUGCGUCACACAACCCUGAGGAGGAUAACGGGGUGAAGCUGGUGGACCCCAUGGGGGAGAUGGUGACCCCUGCGUGGGAGGUCUAUGCCACCCAGCUGGCCAACGCAGAGCAGGAGGAGCUACUCACCGCUCUGAAAGACGUCAUAGAGAGAGAGGCCAUCAGCAUGGCCCAAGAGGCCAGCGUGUUCGUGGGCAAAGACACCAGGCCCAGUAGUGACAGCCUAUCACAGGCAGUACUGGAUGGAGUCCAUGCCCUGGGAGGCCACAGUAAAGACUAUGGCUUGGUGACGACACCCCAGCUGCACUACAUGGUAUGCUGUCAGAACACCCAGGGUCGCUAUGGUGAAGCCACUGUCAAAGGUUACUACCGGAAACUCUCCCAGGCUUUCAUCCAGCUCACUAAGAACGUGCCUAACCGUACAGAUGAUCAGAAGGCCCUGCUGGUGGACGGCGCUAAUGGUAUCGGGGCUCUGAAGGUGUGUGAGAUGGAGACCUACCUGAAGAACGAGCUGCAGCUGUCCCUCUUCAACGACGGCUCCAGCGGGAAACUCAACCACCUGUGUGGAGCCGACUACGUCAAAGUACAGCAGAGAGCUCCCAAAGGGGUGGAGAUGACUGCUGGGGAGCGUUGCUGUUCCUAUGAUGGCGAUGCUGAUCGUAUAGUUUAUUACUACAGCGGCUCUGCAGGGAGAUUCCAUCUGCUAGAUGGAGACAAGAUUGCCACUCUCAUCAGCACCUACCUCAAAGAACUGCUCACACAAGCUGGUCUUGACCUGCAGAUAGCCGUGGUGCAGACAGCGUACGCUAACGGCAGCUCUACACAAUACCUGGAAGAUACCAUGAAGGUAAUCGUGAGGUGUACCAAGACAGGAGUGAAACACCUUCACCAUGCAGCCCAGGAGUUUGACAUUGGUGUUUACUUUGAGGCUAACGGCCACGGGACUGUUCUGUUCAGUAAAGCAGCAGAGGAGAAGAUUCAGAAGCUAGCCCAGGACUCCAACACCAACGACGAGAGGAGGAGAGCUGCACUUCUACUGCAGAACACGGUCAACCUCAUCAACCAGACUGUAGGAGAUGCUAUCUCUGACAUGCUGCUGAUUGAGGCUGUGUUAGCCAUCAGAGGGAUGACAGUACAACAAUGGGAUGCCAUCUACACAGACCUGCCCAACAGACAGCUCAAAGUCAAGGUGGCAGACCGGCGGGUGAUUGACACUACAGAUGCAGAGAGGAGAACAGUGAGUCCAGCAGGUCUGCAGGAGGCCAUAGACAGCCGGGUGAAGAAGUACAGACGGGCACGCUCCUUUGUCCGUCCCUCUGGCACAGAGGAUGUGGUCCGAGUGUACGCCGAGGCAGACACACAGGAGAGUGCCGAUGCCCUGGCACAUGAAGUUAGCCUGGCAGUGUACCGCCUCGCUGGAGGAGUAGGAGAGGAGCCUAAAUCGUUAUAAAACACACACACUAUGCAAUUUAAGUCUAAUGAAAAAUCCAUUAAUCUCCUGAAGAUGGACCACACUUCCUGAAUCCAGUCCCAUUUUGUAGCCUUUUUAUCAGGUGCCAAAUCAUUUUAUACGGUAUACUGCAUUUAAUACUGUAUUAUUGCUACUUUUCUAUUAGUCUGGAAAAUGUGAUUGAUUUCAGUAAAUGUGAAGAGAGCAUAUGCUAAAUAAGGUUAAAUAAAAUGUAACCCCCCUUCUUACCCAACCUUAAUCCAGUCAAUGUAUUUGUUUUGUACUAUUCCCAUGUAAUUAUAAGUGUUUACAUUACCGGUUAUUAUUGUCGAUCAAUUUAGCAUUUCUGUUCAUAUCUGAGUAACUGCACUGCUAUGAACAGAUCUCAACUGGAAAGACUGUGCUGCUAUGUAAUUGUUCAACACCAAGAGUAAAGAUAUGAAAGUGAAACUGA
Oncorhynchus gorbuscha (pink salmon) is the source of this 2247-nucleotide messenger RNA. RefSeq names its product phosphoglucomutase 3 (gene pgm3). The transcript has 13 exons. Gene Ontology annotation, biological process: UDP-N-acetylglucosamine biosynthetic process; hemopoiesis; carbohydrate metabolic process. The record is from RefSeq and is a predicted model, not a curated record. Gene Ontology annotation, molecular function: phosphoacetylglucosamine mutase activity; magnesium ion binding. NCBI's taxonomy places the organism in Eukaryota, Metazoa, Chordata, Actinopteri, Salmoniformes, Salmonidae. The coding region runs from base 159 to 1793 and encodes 544 amino acids.